AACAACUCCAAAAUUCCUCCCGUAUCCUUCUCUCCUGCCUUCUUCCCUCCCUAAUUCCCUAGUCUGACAAUGGCUCUCAAGGCCGUUCAUGUCUCCGACGUCCCUUCCCUUGAUCACGUCCCUGACAACGCCUCUUUUUCCCUUUACUCCACCCGCCCUCCCACCGGCGUGGAUUUGAGUCGGGGCGGGUCAAACAGCCCUAAGUUUCUGGUGAUCGGACACCGGGGGAACGGCAUGAACGUCUUGCAGUCGUCGGAUCGGAGAACGAGAGCUGCCAAGGAGAACUCCAUCGUGUCCUUCAAUGCCGCCGCCAAGUUCCCCCUCGACUUUAUUGAAUUUGACGUUCAGGAUUUGCAGGUGACUACGGAUGGCUGCCCAGUGAUUUUCCACGAUGAUUUCAUUCUCUCUGCAGAAAAUGGAACUGUAUUUGAGAAGAGAGUCACCGACCUGAGUUUGUCAGAGUUUCUGUCCUAUGGUCCUCAGAAAGACGCCGGAAAGCAAGGAAAGCCUUUGCUAAGAAAAACUAAGGAUGGAAAAAUACUCAAGUGGGAUGUUGAACAAGAUGAUCCGCUCUGCACCCUCCAAGAAGUUUUCCAGAAGGUGGAGCUCACUCUGGGUUUUAACAUCGAGCUUAAAUUUGAUGACCACAUUGUCUACGAGGACGAGUAUCUCGUUCGAGUCCUCCAGGCUGUUUUGAAGGUCGUGUUUGAGUAUGCCAAGGACAGACCCAUUAUCUUCUCAAGUUUUCAUCCCGAUGCAGCAAAACUCCUUCGUAAAUUACAGAGCACCUAUCCUGUAUACUUCUUGACGAACGGAGGAAAUGAACUUUAUUAUGAUGUGAGAAGAAAUUCCUUGGAGGAGGCAUUAAAACACUGUCUGGAGAACGGCCUGCAGGGAAUCGUGUCCGAGGUCAGAGCGGUCUUCAGAAAUCCUGGAGUGGUAGCCAAGAUAAAAGAAUCUAAGCUUUCCUUGAUUACCUACGGCAGAUUGAAUAAUGUUCCCGAGGCAGUUUUCAUGCAACAUUUGAUGGGGACUGAAGGUGUGAUUGUGGAUUUGGUCCAAGAAAUAACGCAGGCGGUUUCGGAUAUGAUAAAGCCAUCAAUGGUGGCUGAAGAGGAGGGUAUCAUGACUGAAGAGAAGAGGAAGGGGAACUCAAAGCCUCAAUUCUCUCAGCAGGAGCUGACUUUUCUUUUGAGGCUAAUCCCAGAGUUGAUACAGAUUUAGGCAAAAAAAAAAAAAAAUGGAGGUAACCAAUAACCAUUAUACCCUGACCCACUGGUUAAAAACCAUUAUACCCUGACCAUUGUAAAUAUCUUUUCUUUUUUAUUUCCUAAGAAGUAGAGAAUGAAUGUAACUAGAGUUUGGUUGUCCUCCAUAUACUCGUGUUUGAUUGUAUCCCAAAUACACGUGGAGUUCCCAAUUGAAUUGGUGUUGAUUUGUGCUGUA
Prosopis cineraria is the source of this 1446-nucleotide messenger RNA. RefSeq names its product glycerophosphodiester phosphodiesterase GDPD1, chloroplastic-like. NCBI's taxonomy places the organism in Eukaryota, Viridiplantae, Streptophyta, Magnoliopsida, Fabales, Fabaceae. The transcript has 7 exons. The record is from RefSeq and is a predicted model, not a curated record. Bases 70 to 1224 code for a protein of 384 amino acids. Gene Ontology annotation, biological process: glycerophospholipid catabolic process. Gene Ontology annotation, molecular function: phosphoric diester hydrolase activity.